Plasmodium gonderi is the source of this 957-nucleotide messenger RNA. RefSeq names its product dicarboxylate/tricarboxylate carrier. Gene Ontology annotation, molecular function: oxoglutarate:malate antiporter activity. The transcript has a single exon. Lineage: Eukaryota; Apicomplexa; Aconoidasida; Haemosporida; Plasmodiidae. Bases 1 to 957 code for a protein of 318 amino acids. The record is from RefSeq and is a predicted model, not a curated record.
AUGAACAAAGAAAUAGCGGAAUAUGAUUUGGAGGCAAGCUCAAAGGUCGAAAUAAAAAAAAAAAUAAAUGAAAAUAAGAGUGCCUUUGAAAAGAUAAAACCAUUUGCAGUGGGUGGAGCAAGUGGGAUGUUUGCAACAUUUUGUGUGCAACCACUUGAUAUGAUCAAAGUACGAAUUCAAUUAAAUGCUGAAGGGAAAAAUGCAAUUAAGAACCCGUUUAUUAUAGGAACAAAUAUAAUAAAAAAUGAAGGAGUAUUAUCUUUAUACAAAGGAUUAGAUGCUGGUCUGACUCGACAGAUUGUUUAUACAACAGGAAGAUUAGGAUUAUUUAGAACAUUUUCUGAUAUGGUGAAAAAAGAAGGGGAACCCUUACCAUUUUAUAAAAAAUGUUUUUGUGCAUUAGCUGCUGGAGGCUUAGGUGCCUUUUUAGGAAAUCCAGCCGAUUUAUCUUUAAUUAGAUUACAAGCAGAUAAUACCUUACCAAAAGAGUUGAAAAGAAAUUACACAGGUGUAUUUAACGCUGUAUACAGAAUUUCAAAAGAAGAAGGAAUUCUAGCGUUAUGGAAAGGAUCUGUGCCAACUAUUGCCAGAGCUAUGUCUUUAAAUUUAGGAAUGUUAUCAACAUAUGAUCAAUCAAAGGAAUAUUUAGAAAAAUAUCUCGGUGUAGGAAUGAAGACUAAUCUGGUUGCAAGUGUAAUUAGUGGAUUUUUUGCAGUUACUUUAAGUUUACCCUUCGAUUUUGUUAAAACUUGUAUGCAGAAAAUGAAAGUUGAUCCUGUUACCAAAAAAGUACCAUACAAAAAUAUGCUUGACUGUUCAUACCAAUUGUACAAAAAAGGAGGAAUAUCUAUCUUCUAUGCAAGUUAUGCUACCUAUUACGUGCGUAUUGCACCUCAUGCUAUGAUUACACUUAUUACUAUGGAUUACUUGAACAAUUUUUUAAAAAAGUUCACUUAG